Fusarium oxysporum Fo47 is the source of this 816-nucleotide messenger RNA. RefSeq lists its product as uncharacterized. Bases 374 to 634 code for a protein of 86 amino acids. The transcript has 2 exons. The record is from RefSeq and is a predicted model, not a curated record. Lineage: Eukaryota; Fungi; Ascomycota; Sordariomycetes; Hypocreales; Nectriaceae.
CCAAUGGUCAAUUUGCCAAUAAGCCUAUCAAUUAUUGACACAAAUGUCACGUCCAACGUCCCUGUGAUGCAACAACAUUCGGACUUGGUGUAAUCAAAAAUGAGCAAAUCACACCGCCUCACUUUCAAUCUCGUCCGUGUCUGCGUCUGCCUCGUCUAGGCAGGAAUCCCGAUCCCGCUCGCACUGAUCAUGUUGCGAACCAGCUGACAUGGAGUUAUAUAUCUGGGGUCCGGGUCCAACAGUCCCUCCCAUGCUUGAUCUGGACACCUUUCGAUUAUCUACCAGUCCCUGAAGAAAACUCUCUACCACGCAACGCAACUGCACACUCUCAAACCACCAUCAAACCAACCCAGUCAUUACUGCAAAAUUCAACAUGUGCACCCAGACAGAAAAUGUGGAAGAGUGCAGCCGAUGUGGCUACACAACUGCCAUUCUAGACCCAAUUGAGAACUGCGGUUUGAGAUCUCCGGGGUCGUUCCGCGAUCCAAAGGCCAACUGCUACGUCGGGAGAUGCUUCGGCGUGGCCUUCACUUCAUAUGUCGACGCUGUUAUUUGUCAGACUUGCAUUGCAAAGGAGGAGCGGGACAACAUCAGACGGAACAACAAGAAGGCCGUUCAUGUCUUUGAGAAGUGAUGGACUUAUACGGGAACAGAUGUUUGUAUUGGGAUUGGAGGAUGAUACGUCGAUGGCAUAAUUGUAAUACGUAAGUAUGGACUUGCUGGCCACUGGGAUAGGAUAGUGGAGGACUGCAUUGGCAUGACUUGAAAUUGAGUAUGUAGCACUUUAAGAAAAACGCAAAUGAAGGCACUUUCAAG